AUGAAUCUGUCUCUCGUCGACCCCUUCGUCCUCGCGCAGGACUGCCCCGAUGUCAUCACCGGCCGUCUGCGCAGCGGCCACUCCACGUCCAUCCGCUUCAGCCAUCGCGGCGACCUGCUUGCCUCGGGACGUCACGAUGGCAUCGUCGUCAUCUUUGACAUUGAGACCAACGGCGUCGCCCGCAAACUGCGCGGCCACACGCGCCAGGUCCAGUCUCUGAGCUGGUCCACCAACGACCGCUACCUCCUCAGCGCUGGACAGGACUGGAAAUGCGUUCUCUGGGACCUGCAAGAUGGCUCCAGAGUGUGCACCGUCCGCUUCGAGGCAGCCAUCUUCAUCGCCGAGCUGCACCCCAAAAACCACAUGACGUUCGUCGCCGCCUUGUUCGAAGACCAGCCUAUCAUCGUCGACAUGACCGAGCAGGUCCCCGUGAAGCACCAGAUCCCCUCAGCGCCCCGCCGCUCCCAGGUCGAGCGCGACAAUGCAACAGAGAAGCAAGCUGCGCAAGACGCCAAACAGACCACCACGAUGACCCUCUUCACACCCUCUGGAAAGCACGUCAUUGCAGGGACAAACAAAGGGUGGAUAAACAUCAUCGACACAGAGACACACGAGGUCAAGUACUCGUAUAGAGUCACCAAUAACAUCAUCGUAUACAUUCGCCUUACACCGUCCGGGCGAGACAUCGUAGUCAAUGCAAGCGACAGGAUAGUACGGACGCUGCAUCUCCCAGACUUUAGCGACCCCAAACUCGACUUCGAUACGCUCCAGCUCGAAGUCGAGCACAGAUUCCAAGAUCUGGUGCAGAGACUGUCCUGGAACCAUGUCUCCUUUAGCCCAUCUGGCGAGUACGUCACGGCGUCAACUUGGAUGAACCAUCACAUAUACGUCUGGGAACGCGGGCAAGGCAGUCUGGUCAAGAUCCUGGAAGGCACAAAGGAAGAACUAUCAGUAGUAGAAUGGCAUCCUGUACGACCGUUCGUCGCAGCAGUCGGUGUCGACUCCGGUCGUGUCUGGCUCUGGUCCAUCCUGCAGCCCCAGCGCUGGUCGGCCCUUGCGCCCGAUUUCGUCGAAGUCGAAGAGAACGUCGAAUACAUCGAACGAGAAGACGAAUUCGACAUUCAACCGCUUGAAGAGUUACACAAGAGGCGACUUGACCAGGAAGAUGAAGAAGUCGACGUGCUUACAGUCGACGUCAAAGAACCAGCUGCCGAGUUCGGGACUAUGAAUGGCGAGUCGGAAUUCAUGAUGCCUGUAAUCCUGGAUAUCGAGAACAGUGAUAGUGAGGACGAGGUGGUCGCAAUUGGCGCUGGUCAGUUCAGACGCCGCAGCCCUGGUGCUGGACGAGAGUGGAUGAAUGACGAUGAGGUGGCCGUCAGUGGAGACGAACGCAGAGCUAACGGCACAGCAGUGCAGAACGGCACGAAGAGACGACGAGGUUGA
Molecule: messenger RNA, 1443 nt
Organism: Ascochyta rabiei
Lineage: Eukaryota; Fungi; Ascomycota; Dothideomycetes; Pleosporales; Didymellaceae
Product: chromatin binding protein
Exons: 3
Coding region: 1-1443 (480 amino acids)
Cellular component (GO): Set1C/COMPASS complex
Molecular function (GO): protein binding
Source: RefSeq, a predicted model, not a curated record